UGGUUUGUUAUUAAUAUUUAAAGCUAAUAGAGACGGCAAUGAAGAUAUAUAAUGUUCAUACAAUCAUUAAAAGACAUCCGGCUCAAUCUGAGUCUGAUUUUUAUUUAAUAUUAAAAAACCGAGAAUAAAAUAUAGAUUUUGGACUAUCAAAAGUUUAUUGUUAUCAAAAUUUGAAAUAGAAAUUUGUAUUGUUAUUUAAAAAAAGUUUCAAAAGAAGGACUAAUUACAACAUAUAUAUAAUAUAUAUAUAAGUGACACAAUGCCACGUUCGUUCAUGGUCAAGCACGUGAAAAGGCGCUAUGUAAAGAGUAGACCAAAAGCUUCGACAACAGAACUAUCUAAGACAGAAAACCAUUCAACUACAAAUUACAAUGAAAAACAAGAACAUCUACAGAAAGACUGUGAACUUAGUUCAACCUUAACCCCAGCUGAGGAUAUGAAACGUAUGAAGACUUUUUACGACCGAUACCAACCAUUAUUUGACAGAUCGACAACGAUGGCAGAAGAUACUCUGAAUACUGUUUAUUAUAAUGGCUACAGGUAUCUGGAGAGAGACCACAAACUUCUUAGAUACAACUGUGAUUGUUUUGAUUGCAAGCCAUGGUUGAAACCCUACUUUUCACGGUCUGACGAUUUGUUGGAUCAUCAACAUAUCUCACCAUCAAGUACUGGGUCAUUCAGCGAAAAGAAGGAUCCUGAAUUAAAUGACAACGGUUCACCUCAAAGGGCGUUCCGAUGUAAGGAAUGCGGAAAGGGUUUUAAAAGAUCAUCAACUUUAAAUACACACAUGCUGAUCCACAGUGACACACGACCAUACCCUUGCAAUUUUUGUGGAAAAAGGUUUCACCAGAAGUCUGACAUGAAGAAGCACACGUACAUACACACAGGAGAAAAACCACAUAAAUGUCUUGUUUGCGGUAAAGCCUUCAGUCAGUCUUCUAACCUAAUCACCCAUACCAGGAAGCAUACAGGAUUUAAACCAUUUACAUGUGAUAGAUGUGGACGAUCAUUUCAACGUAAAGUUGACCUGAGACGCCAUCAUGAAACAACACAUUAAAUUAAUAACUCAUCUGAAUUAAGAUGCAUAUUACGUUAUCUAGAGAUUUAUUUAUAAAUCUCAUUUACUCAGUCGGCUUAAUUAUUAUGCCUAAAUAUGAACAGCCUGCACCAUCACGCAUAACUUAAUAGGUGACAUCGUUCUGAAAAAGAAGGCGUCUUGGAGAAUUGUGUACUUAUAAUGAAGAUGUACAUUAUUAAACACUAUCCGUUGCUAAAUUUGUACACUGUCGACAUAAAAGUACUGUUUCAUCUCUCAAUGUUUAACAAUCCAUUACCAUAUUAAUAUGAAUUCGUCAGAUGUCUUCAUGUAAAUAGAAUUAUUUAUGGGCACUGUAGAUUCGGACGUUUCAUCAAAUUGAAGCUAGGUUUAUUUAUUUACAGGUAACCUACAUAACGAUUUUGAUGUAUUGU
Messenger RNA from Mytilus trossulus (common blue mussel), 1470 nucleotides. Its product is annotated as zinc finger protein sens-like. Gene Ontology annotation, biological process: regulation of transcription by RNA polymerase II. NCBI's taxonomy places the organism in Eukaryota, Metazoa, Mollusca, Bivalvia, Mytilida, Mytilidae. Gene Ontology annotation, molecular function: DNA-binding transcription factor activity, RNA polymerase II-specific; RNA polymerase II cis-regulatory region sequence-specific DNA binding. Bases 260 to 1057 code for a protein of 265 amino acids. The transcript has 4 exons. The record is from RefSeq and is a predicted model, not a curated record.